Molecule: messenger RNA, 657 nt
Organism: Trichoderma harzianum CBS 226.95
Lineage: Eukaryota; Fungi; Ascomycota; Sordariomycetes; Hypocreales; Hypocreaceae
Exons: 1
Coding region: 260-622 (120 amino acids)
Source: RefSeq, a predicted model, not a curated record
UCGGACAUUUCAUUGUAUAUAAGUAAAUAUAUAUAUACAUAUACCAGGUAGAUAUGUAUGGCCGAACAUGGCGCGUGUAUACAUAUAAAAAACAUGAGUGGAUAUUUGAUGUGGAUAUAUCGUUGUAGAGUCUCUUCGUCUUAAAUUGUUGGUUGUUAGUAAAGUGGUCGUUGUUGCAUGUCCCUCGCCUCGCUCUAGCACGGGACGGUGCGUAGUGCCGGGCUUGGAUGAGAAAAUUCCCGACACUAUCUCCCUCUCAAUGCUCUCAGCUUUGUGCAGGCCCUGUGUUCCUGUGUGUAGUGGUAUCUCCUCCCUUUUGUUGUAUGUGUACAUGUGCGCCGUCAUUGUGGCGCACCGAUUUGAAGCUCACAGAGUUUCCUGUCCAUGGAUAUAUUCUCCGCUUGAGCGCUCGUUUCCGCCGAGCGCCAAAUUGCUCCAGUGUAGCCGCGCAUUGCUACACGGCAUUGGCUUCUCCAACGUGUCCCAUCUCUUCCCGCGCCGUUUCGCAGAAGACGUAUUUCAUAUAAAUAAAGUCGUGAUAGGUCACACGACAGCAUCCCAUCCCAAAAAAUCAGGUAUAAAAAAAGACAAGAGUCGAAUAGUAGUAGAACAAAAAGUAUAAAAAAUAUAAAAAAAAGGAAGAGAAGGAAGAAGGUA